Molecule: messenger RNA, 369 nt
Organism: Sphenostylis stenocarpa
Lineage: Eukaryota; Viridiplantae; Streptophyta; Magnoliopsida; Fabales; Fabaceae
Source: the annotation of a GenBank genome assembly
AUGACGGACGGCCAUCAAUUCAACAACAUCACCCUCGGAGGCCGUGGAGGCACUAAUCCAGGGCAGAUAAAAAUGUACUCUGGAGGAAUCGUAUGGAAGAGACAGGGUGGUGGUAAACUAAUUGAAAUUGAUAAAUCUGACAUAGAAGGGGUGACAUGGAUGAAGGUUCCAAAGACUAACCAACUUGGUGUUCAAAUUAGAGAUGGGUUGUACUACAAGUUCACAGGAUUUCGAGACCAGGAUGUUGUAAGUUUGACCAAUUUUUUCCAAAACACUUGUGGAAUAACAGUACGGGAGAAGCAGCUUUCUGUUAGCGGACGUAACUGGGGAGAAGUUGAUCUAAAUGGUUGGUUAUAUUACAUGAACUGA